AUGGCUUCACAGAAAGCCAUUUCCCUUGUAUUCUUCUUCUUGGUCCUAUGUUUGACCCAUGGCUCAGCCCGAAAGAUCAUGCUUGAAGAGAGCAACGACCUUGCAAGACGACUUGCUGCUGAACCUGAUCCUGAUGAACAUGUACUUGUAUCUGUACCUGCUAUUGCUGAACCUGUACUUGUAUCUGUACCUGCUACUGAUGAACCUGUACUUGUACCGGCAAUCAAACCAUUGUCGUCUAACCAUGAACCCAUGAGCGGUGCACCUAUUGGCGAUGAACUUAAGGGCUUGGAUGCAGAUCAAGUUGAGUGUGGGCGUCCGGCCGUAAUUCCUGUUCCAGUGUGGCGGCCCCCACCAAUUCCUGUUCCAAAUUGUCCUUCACCAGAAUGUCAACCAGCAUAUGCUCCUCUACCCCAACCUGCCUACCCACCACAACCAUUAUACCCUCCUCAACCCUUGCCACAACCAGCCUACCCUCCCCAACCCCUACCCCAACCAGCCUACCCUCCCCAACCUGAACCAGGAUGUAACCACCCAGCGUGUCAACCUCAACCCCAACCGUUCUAUCCACCCCAGCCCGAACCGGGAUGUAACCACCCUGCAUGUCAACCUCAACCCCAACCGGCCUACCCACCCCAGCCUGAACCCUUACCCUUCUACCCUCCCCAACCCGAACCUGGAUGUAACCACCCAGCGUGUCAGCCUCAACCUCAACCGGCCUACCCACCACAACCCGAACCCUUACCCUUCUACCCUCCCCAACCCCAACCUGCUUACCCUCCUCAACCUGAACCGGGAUGUAACCACCCAGCGUGUCAACCUCAACCUUUACCCCAACCGGCUUACCCACCACAACCUGAACCGCCUUACCCACCCCAGCCUGAACCGAGAUGUAACCACCCAGAGUGUCAGCCUGAACCGAGAUGUAACCAUCCAGAGUGUCAACCUGAACCGAACUAUCCUCCCCAACCUGAACCCUUCUACCCUCCCCAACCCCAACCAGCAUACCCUCCCCAACCCAAACCAGGAUGUAACCACCCAGCUUGUCAACCUCAACCUCUACCUCAACCAGCAUACCCACCCCAGCCCGAACCAGCUUACCCACCUCAACCCGAGUCGGGAUGUAACCACCCAGCAUGUCAACCUCAACCAGCAUACCCACCCCAACCCGAACCGUUCUACCCUCCACAGCCAGAACCAGGAUGUAACCACCCAGCGUGUCAGGCUCAGCCCCAACCAGCCUACCCACCCGAGCCUGAACCAGUAUGUAACCACCCAGCAUGUAACCCUCAACCCGCCCAACCAGAACCAGCCUACCCACCCCAGCCUGAACCACGAUGUAACCAAGCGGAAUGUAAUUCUCAACCUGGAACGGACUGCUCUGACCUCGAAUGUCAACCACAGUAUACUCGUCCGCCUGCACCAGCACCAGCCUAUGCUCCAUGGCCACAAUACCCUCCAUGGCCGCAAUAUCCUCCACAUGCUGAAAGUCUACCAUCGAAUGAGGUUCAUAAAAAGGAAGACAGUGAAUCUGUGACUGAACACUAG
Molecule: messenger RNA, 1548 nt
Organism: Lactuca virosa
Lineage: Eukaryota; Viridiplantae; Streptophyta; Magnoliopsida; Asterales; Asteraceae
Source: the annotation of a GenBank genome assembly